AAAAUAAGAGAACCUUGCACUUUCACUGUGUGCGUUCUGAAGCCCAUUUUUGUGUGAGAUGAUAGCGAUAGAAAUAUAACUGGUAAGUAAGGUGUUGUGAGUGUGUGAGAAGGAAGUUGGACUGAUUUUAACCUUGGAGAUGGUGGAGGAGAAGAUGGGUGGAUGCUGGAGCAACACCAAGGAUCAGUUUGAUAACUUGGAGAAGCACACUCAGUGGGGUAUAGAUUUUGUGGAGCGCUACACCAAAUUUGUGAAAGAGCGAACUGAGAUCGAACUGAAUUAUGCAAAGCAGAUCAGAAAUUUGUCUAAGAAGUACCAACCCAAGAAAAAUGCCAGGGAAGAAGAAGAGAGCAAAUACACAUGGUGUCGUGCAUUUCUGGCAUCUCUGAAUGAGCUGAAUGACUACGCUGGCCAGCAUGAGCUCGUUGCAGAGAACAUGACAUCACAGAUCAUCACUGAGCUCUCACGAUACACACAGGACCUCAAAGCAGAGAGAAAAUCGCAUUUCCACGAUGGAAGAAAAGCUCAACAGCAUGUUGAGAACAGCUGGAAACAACUUGAACAGUGUAAGCGGAGUUUUGAGAGAGCAUGUAAAGAGGCAGAUCGAGCACAGCAGUACUUUGAGAAAAUGGAUGCUGACAUCAAUGUGACAAAAGCAGAUGUCGAGAAGGCCAGACAGCAGGCUCAGUUUAGACACCAGUUGGCAGCCGACAGUAAGAAUGAAUAUUCCAACUACCUGCAGAAAUUUAACCAGGAACAGACUGAACAUUACCACACACUCAUCCCCAAUGUCUUUCAGAAAAUCCAGGACAUGGAGGAAAGGAGGAUUGAGAGAGUGGGCGAGUCCAUGAAGACUUUUGCCGAGCUGGAUAGACAGAUUCUGCCCAUCGUAGGGAAAUGCCUUGAUGGCAUAACCAAAGCAGCUGAGAGCAUCGAGGCCAAGACUGAUUCAGCUCAGGUGGUGGAGUCGUAUAAAUCAGGGUUUGAGCCACCUGGUGAUGUGGAGUUUGAAGACUUUGGACAGGCAAUAAAGAGGACUGCAUCAGAGACCAGUCUGACCAGCUCACGACCUGAUAUUAAGACAGAAAAGCCUGGCAAAAGCAAGAGCAAACUCUGGCCAUUCAAGAAGAGCAAGCUUAUGUCCCUAUUAACAUCCCCUGACCCACGCCAACCCCCUCCAGAACCCCCCUCACCUUCUACUAUGACCCUUGACCCCUGCCCCGCCCCUCAGAGCCCCAAACCACCAAAGGAGGCCCUCUCGCACCGCUUCAAUGACAUCAUCACUUCCAAGCCCAAAAUUCACUGCCUUCGGAGCCUGCGUCGUGGGUCUCCACAGUCCCUUCACUAUGAUAAAGAGCUGAUGAAGAGGACUCUUGGCCGGCCUACUUAUGCUUUUGAGGCCAGGCAAUAUGUCCUCUCUCUCAAGCUGAUCUCACUCAAUGCACACGUGCGGAACUUAAUUGAGGGUGCGAAUCCAGAGGAUUUCAGUCACUUGCCCCCAGAACAGAGGAGAAAGAAAUUACAAGCAAAGAUCGACGACAUUAAUAAAGACAUACAGAAAGAGCUGGAUCAGAAAGAUGCAUUGACUAAAAUGAAGGAUGUGUAUGUGAAGAACCCCCAGAUGGGGGAUCCAAGCAGCGUUGAUCCACGACUUGCAGAGAUUGGACAUCACGUUGAUAAACUACAGGCCGAGCUUCAGAAGUUUGAGGGCUGGCUGGCAGAAGUUGAGGGCAGAAUGCCAGCGAGAAGUGAAUUGACUCAGAGACAAAGUAUUGUGUACGAAAGUCAAAAUAGUACUACAACAUCCAACAACAACUGUGCUCAGGACCGUGAAAGCAGUCCUGAUGGUAGUUACACUGAGGAACAGAGCUCUGAAGUCCAGACAAAGGUUCAGACUGAUCCAGAGUUUGACGAGUUUGAUGAUGCUGAGGAAGAAAUUCUGCCUACCAUUGGUACCUGCAAAGCACUCUACCCGUUUGAAGGAAAUAAUGAGGGAACACUGGCGUUAGCAGAAGGAGAGGUGCUUUUUGUGAUCGAGGAGGACAAAGGAGAUGGCUGGACGCGUGUCCGGAGGAAUGAGGAAGAGGAGGGCUAUGUGCCCUCAUCCUACAUAGAGGUCUUCCUUGACUCUAAUGCCAAAGAUUCCUAACCGAGAGAAAAAGGCACACGGCAAGUGACUGCAUAAACUGGUAAACACCACUCUACCAAAAAGGAGAGAGUGAACUGAUGACACCGGCGAUGACGACGAUGACGACGAUGAUGAUGAUGAUGAUGAUUAUGAUGAUGGACAAAAUAUGUUGGAAGAAAAACACAGAUGGCUGUGGAGCAUCUACUGCAGACAGUAACCGAUCCAAAUGCCCAUACAACCAAUAAGAGUUACAAAUAAUCUGACCCUUAAUCUGCGGCUACAUGUAAAAAUAUUGCUUAUUUGCUAUGCAGCUUACUGGCACCCGUAAUAGCAAUUUAAUUCAACAUGACCUUGCAUUUAUUUACAUCUAUUGAGACAGAGCUAGAUAGCAUAUACUACAGAUGGGCACAGCUAAAACAUUAGCUCUGAUAACAUUAGUCUUGUCCAGUAAAUCUCUCUGACACAUCUGCCAUACCAUUCAUUUUAGUCUUGUUCAACAUGUGACCGGUUUACCUUCAAUCUUUUUUCUUUUCCAGAUAUCACACAGUUAAUGAGAUAUUUUAUGUCUAUAGAAUUGGACAAAGAUGCCUAUACUAGAUAUUCUAUAUGCAUUUGAGUCUUUAUGUUUUUACAAUCAGUCCAUUUUGGGAAAUCUCUUUCUGGCUCAUUUGCGUCAAUGUGUUGCACCAACAGAUUUAUUUUGUGUUUCUUUUUUAGAAUAUUUUUAGAACAAGCACUGUAUUAUGUUGCUUUAUUAGCCAGUGUGUAGCUAUUAGGGGUUGCAUAGAUUUGUCAAUAGAUUCACAAUCACAGCACUGGGGAUGUUAGGUCAGAGUAUUAGAAUAAAAACAAAUAAGGCCAACAGAAAAGAAAGCAGGCUAAAUGUUCUUUGUUAAUCGAAAAAAAAAAUGCUUACACAAUCGGAAAAAAAAAUGCUUACACAUUUUGUGAAAGACUAAUGAAACAUUAUUAUUUUCAUAUCACAUUUAUGGUUAAAAAAGUUGGUGGGACCUACUCACAAUUAUUUUUGUUUUUAUUUAAAGCAAAAUAAAGAAUAAAUGAUAUCCUUGCUUUUUUGCAUAGUAAAUAGUGCUGUAUGAAAGAGAGACAUCAGUGCCAUGGGUUACACAUCACUCUCCAGUCUCUCUCGACUAGUUUAAAGCCUGUUAGGGCAUGCCAACAGACAGAGGAACACUUGUGUUUGGAUGCUAUUGAGGCCUUUAUGUUCAACAGCCAGGUCAUUAUCAGCCUUGAAAAUUUUUUCUGAUGCUACUGUAGACGUAUCAGCCUCCAUUGAGCUAUAAAGAACUCACUGUUGAAGGACAAGAGCUUCUGGGCUGUGUGCUCUCCAGAAACAAAUAUUUAUACACAAGUGCAUUUAAAGAAUUCUCAAAAUAGUAUCAUAUGAUACACAUAUUUUUUGCACAUUUAUUGCACUGAUUUAUUUAUUUUUAGUCUUUAACAGUGUAACCUAAAAAAAGGUGGAAAUGUAAUAUCUAGCCUGUAUUUAUCAGUUAUUUGAAAUUCAGUUUGUCAGUUUCUCAGCAUUUAGCUGUACUUAUAUUAUAGGCUAUAAUAGGUAUGUCAUGAAAUUACUGCUCAACUAGCGAGAAAUAAUGGCCCUGCAACCCCUAGUAGCUACAAACAAACACUGUGAAAUCGUUUGGUUACAUGCACAGUUUGUUAACAGGUCAUUUUGCAAUCUCAUCCUGUGAAUUUAUUGAGCCUGUCUAAAGGUCAGCCAUCUUAUGUGGUUGCUUAUGUGCUGUUGACAAUUUUUGACUUUUGAUUAUGAUUAUAUGGUCCUGAUUCCAGAUCAGGGCUAUACUGUGCUUUUCCACUGACCCAGUGCUUUUACCAAAACUAAUGCUGGCUUAGUUCAACAACUUACAUUUUCAAGAAAUUUAAGUUUAAAUUAGUAAAAUAUUCAGCUUUGAUACACCAUCAAAGAUAAUGUGAGUGGACUAUGUGCUGCAGACAUUUGUGGCUGUUAUACUGAUGUCAUACUUAUUUUUAAGCUUCAAGAUGAUUUGAAUGGUGAUCCUUUAAAGGAAUAGGCAAAAUCUUAGUGUAUAAAAUGUCUCUCUUAUGUCAAACAUCAACAGCAGUGUCUGAGAAAUUAUUUUUAUAUACUUAUUUAUGGGGACAUGUUUAAGCUGUUUAUGGGGAGCUUUAGGACUGGCAAAAGGUGUAAAAUUCUGAUCAGAACUUGAAGCUAUAGUCACUUUCUUUUAUAGAAGAUAUCACACAAUUAGACUCGAAUAGGUGGCCUGGCCUAAUGUUUAAAAGUGGAAUGUUUCAUAGAAGUAUGAAAGUUGAAAUUACAUGUUAGAAGUAAUUUAGUAGAUAAUUUUAAAAUUGAUGUAACAAAAUUAAUAUUUAACAUUUUGUUAAAUAUUAGUCCCUGAUUCUACCUUAAUGUUGGGUUGUUGUCUGUGUGGACUUUCUGUACAUCUUCUCCCAUGCCCAUAAAUAGGGUAUGCAGAAACCCCAAGUAUUAGAAAAGAGGUUGCAUGGAUAAACUGAUUAUGAAGAGCUCCCAUACUGUUGUGUACUUUUAGGAAUUAUACCAGCAUCAAUGACAGUAAUUGCAGGCUGAGGUGUUCAAAAGAUGUAGAAACUCAUUAAAUGAUAUAAUCUACAGACUGAAACACGCAUCACAGACGAUGCAGAUAAUGGUUGAAUAGGCCUUGCUUGAAGAUUUGGCACAUGCAGCUUUGUGUUUAAAUGAUUUAAGUGAUCUCUGCCAGUAACUACUUAUUUGGAGAGACCAACAAUUGCAGUAGUAGUGUCCCUAUUUACACUCAAGGACUUUCUACUGUAGGCUUUUCCAACGAAGUCAACCCACUAUGAGCCAAAUAAUGACAAAUGCUUUACAUGCGUCUACGGUCCAUGUCAUUCCGGCUGCAGUAUGUUACUAGUUGAAAUAUGGCAGCAGAAUAAUGAGGGAUUUUUAAACCACUGAAAUUUUUGGAUGUAAUUGGGCCAAUAGCCACACUAUUUUAAAAUCACCUUUUUUAAAGGGAAGGGUCCAUUAAAUAUGUGUAUUGAUGAUUCCUAUGCAUAAAUUUAGAACUUGCUAGAUCCUGAGUGAGGGAUAAUGCUGUUUUAGUUAUGCAAAUGUUUAUGUAGAAAUCUCGUUGCUGAGUUAGAAGUGUAUUUUAAGGCAAAGUAACACAUGCAGUUUGCAUGAUGAUAAACUGUUUUCUGUAAACUUCUUCAGUUGUUACGUACAUUACUAUUGUAACACCAAGAAAACAUUGUUGAAAAUGUUUUGGCUGAAUUGUUCCUUAAUGACAUGUUGGCAGUCCAGACACUUGUGAGCAGCAGAGGGCGUUGCGUCAGUGGAAAAGCACAUGUAUGCACAGCUUUAGCAGGAAAUAUGAUUGUUCUUAGAGAAUAAACAUAUAUGAAAGUUUAAACUGUAAAUUCUUCAACAAAACCCCAGUAGACCUCUAUUAUCAUGGAUAAAACACUCCUCAUGUGUGUCCAUGGCUUUACUCUGUGGUAUAUGUGAUUUCCUUUCUUAGGCUUAAUGUCUAUGGUUUAAAACAUUUGUACUUUUUUAUUUAACAACAUUAUUUUUGUUUUGUAGGGGAAAAAAUGAAUCAAUUUAAUAUUGUUUAGUUUUAGGAAGUUCCUUUGACUACUCACGCUGGCACAUAAUUGAUUUUCACUGUUUGAUUUUUAACUUUCUUACCAUUAAUGAUGAUGAUUAUUAUUAUUAAUAUUAUUAUUAUUAUUAUUAUUAUUAUUAUUAUUAUUUUAGCAAAUUUUUCUUCUACAAAUUAAAGUUGUUUUUUGUUUUCAUCCAUUUACAGGAGAAAAAAUUCUCGCUUCAUUUUUUUUUUUAUUGUUUUACAUUAUCAUUACAAGAUAAAUGUCUCUUACAAACUGACCUACAUUUCUGCUAAAAUGAGCUGUAAAUAUGAAGCAAGAAGAUAUUGAUGCUGCCCGAAAACAUCUCACUGUUCUGAAACAUUCAGUUUCACUGCAGUUUCACAUACAUAGACCUGCACACACACACACACACACACACACAGAUAUAUACACCUGGCUGUGCUGUAAAGUGUCACACCAGCUUCAAAUCAGUAAAUAUGCACAUAAAUCUAUAAAUAAGAAUGACUAUGAAAAUAAUAAAGAGAAAAAAUCUAUUUUUAAGCUUUGAACUAAUAAUAGAAAAAUAUUCUGAAAUUGUACUUUCUCUGCUCAGCUAAGCAAGUUUUUUCCCUAUCCUGCCUCCAAAUUGUCUUUUGCACUUUUUCAUUGUCAUUUGUUUUCUGUUUGUUAAGCUUGUAUUUCAGAGAACUGAAUACUUUAUAUUGUGUUCACUGUGCCAAUUAAAUAUACACAGGAAAUGCAUGAAUGUAUGUCCUGGUGCUUAACAGACAAACACAUAACAUGAGAUUCACCUAUGAUUAAAUAAAAAUGUUUCCUACUGUUAGGACGUAUAAAAUUAUUAUCAGAUAAUCUAGGCAUUAGAGCUUAAUAAAAAAAAGUUACAGAAAUACAAUGUACAAUAGUAUAAAAUGUAUUCCUAUAGCGAAUUCUAGUUAUUCCAAAGAAAUAUUUGUGUGGUAAAGUUGUGUUUUAAGGCAAUUUUCCAUAACUCUAGGACUUGUAUAUUAAAGAAAAUAAUUUUAAAAAUGUAUAUUUUUAGUACUAAUAAUAUUAGAAUUUAUAAUAUAGAAUGAUGUUGUGAAUAUAGAAAACAUUUAAUAUUUUAUUUAUUAAAUGCUUGAUCCAGUUAAUUUUAAAACAGUGUUUAGAGUUUUAAAAUAUAAGACAUUAAUGUCUCAGAAAGAAAAAUCAUCAUAAUAACCUGCCUUUUUGAUAUACUGUUGUUUUUCCAUUUGCUUGUAAUGUUAAUUAAUUGAAAAAUAUUUGUUUGGAUCAUCAUACAGAGAAAGAUAAACAACCCCAAAAACCUAACCCCUUAUUUUUUUAAAAAAGAAUAACUGCCUGCCACAUUUUUAGAGGAUCAUGAACAGAUUUACUGAUUUAUUUCAGCACCAAGCCAUAGAUUAGGUAGCAUUGGUGUUGCCUAUAAGUACUUUGCCUGUGUAAAUCUUUGCAAAACUUGACAAACCACACACACACACACACACACACA
This is a messenger RNA of Tachysurus fulvidraco (yellow catfish), 7241 nucleotides long. It is a transcript of the gene fnbp1b, whose product is annotated as formin-binding protein 1. NCBI's taxonomy places the organism in Eukaryota, Metazoa, Chordata, Actinopteri, Siluriformes, Bagridae. The coding region runs from base 140 to 2149 and encodes 669 amino acids. Gene Ontology annotation, biological process: signal transduction. The transcript has 19 exons. Gene Ontology annotation, molecular function: protein binding. The record is from RefSeq and is a predicted model, not a curated record.